GUCGAGAACUCGAGUGAGCUAAAGGAUGAUGAUGGCUUCGGAAAUGGCGGACAUGGCUUGCGCUUCAGAUGAAGAUCUCGUUCUUCUGGUGCUAUCCGAUCCUUCUACUUCCCAAGAAGAAGAAGAGGAACUCAUGCAGCUCGAGACAUCAAUCUCGGCCUCGGAUAUCCGCAACUGGAACCUUCCUCUGAUUUUGUCCUCCUCGAUCAUCAAAGUCGAGGCCAAUCGAAGCAGGCUCAUGAAGCAAUCCUCGUACUUUCGUGGCCUUCUCGGUGGAAGUUUCAGUGAAUCCAGUCUUCGUCAUGUAGUGGUGCAGUCGAACCUUGAAAUUAUUGUCAGGAUUCUGCAGUUCAUAUAUGGUUUAUCAAUCAACGUGACUCAUGAUAGCUUACUCCCCCUUCUUGAGGGUGCAUUAUUUUUUGGCGUGGAGGGCCUUCUCUUGGAGUGUGAGAGCUGGUUCCAUAAGUCUACUUCAUCAACAGGCAUUGAUGCACUGGAAAUGCCAUUAGAUGCAUUAGUUGAGAUUUGGAAUUUUGGCUCAGAUCAUGGAAUUGGUUUUAUUCAAGAAACAUGCAAAGAUUAUUUAGCACGGAAUUUUACGUGGACCAUGUUGAGUAGCUCUUUUGCUAAAAUCCCAUAUGAUUUACUGCAGUCUAUCAUAGAACAUUCUUAUCUAACUGUAGAGAGUGAGAUGCAAUUAUGUGACGCCCUUCUAAAUUGGCUUUCCAUUAAUUCAAGCUUCUCUGAUUGCUUGUCUGUGGACUGUGGGAACCAUUACUUUCACAUUCUUAAGAAGGUUCGAAUCUGCCUUCUUCCGUUAUGGUUUGCUGCUGCUAAAAAAAGAUGCUUCUUCGAAUAUGCUGACAAGUGUGUUACUGCAAUCCUUUAUUUGAUGGAAAAUUAUCACACAAGCCUACUAAGUGCUGUUCCCAAUGGUGUCCUUGAUAAUUACAGAGUUCGCCUAACGAAGUAUUCCAAGAAAGUAGCACUUUCAGGCUGCCCCCAAAUAACAGUGGCCUUUCUGAUCUUGGCAACAUUACCUCUUGAAAAUGAUGCUGUGUUGAUGAUGAGAAUAAUUAAUUCCCUUAUCGAGCUUGAUAAUGGGAGGGAAGAUUGUCAGCUCUUCAAGAAAUCACUUCAUAUAUUGUCUUUUGAAUCUGUACAUGAGCUAGACAUAUCCAAGUGCCCAAAAGUGCAAUUUGGUGCUGCUGUCAAAUGGUUACACUUGGCAUUCCCGUCAUUGAGAAUUUUGAAGGCAUCUCACAGUGUGGAUUUUGAAAUAGACCACUUAUUUUACUUAUCACGGAACUGCUGUCAUAUCCAUGAGGUUGACUUAACUGUUGAUGUUAGUCCUGUCAUAAUUAUGAAGGUAUCAAUCUUGUCCGCUUCAACUGAUGAAUAUGGGCGCUCAAAGAACACAGGAUAUAAAUUGUCGAAAGAAUAUUUUGCCACUACGGAAAACCCCAUCCUCUCAAGUGUUACAAAAUUGUCUUUGGAAGGACGGAAUAACAUUAACGAUCUGGACCUCUUGAGCAUAUCUUCACUCUUUGGUUCCCUGUGUUAUCUAAACAUUAAGGGAUGUGCCUUGGUGACUGAUAUUGGAAUAUCUAAGCUCUUAUGCAAGUGUCCCAACAUUAAAUCAUUGAUACUGUCAUACACAUCUUUUGGAAGAAAUUCAGUUCUGGCUCUUUGUUCUGAUAAUAUGACAUCGGCUGUCUCCUCUGGUGAUUGUGACCACAGAAAGUCAGGCACAAUGGCUUAUCAUCUCCACCAAUUGCAAAUAAAUGGCUGCAAGGAUGUUGAUCAAGGUUCUAUGAUAAAGCUUAUGAGCCAUGCUUACAUGCUGAAGGUUUUGUGUAUGAAUGAGACUUCCCUUGUGGAUGAUGCUCUAUUUGGCUUCCAGGGUUGUUCUUUAGAAGAACUAGAUGUUUCUGAGACCAAGGUUUCUAUGCAAGCUUUGGCUUUCAUUAUGAGAAGGAAUUCAAAUGUGAAGUGUUUAAAAGCAACCGGUUGCCAAAAUCUACACCAGCAUGGUAGUAGUUGGACACAUGGUGCCGCGAAAAGUCAUCAUGUGCUUUCUGCUGAGUUAGGCAGGAUCCCCGCUCUAGAAGAAGUGGCGUUAGGAUGGGGAUUUUCCACUACGUCCCUGGACAAGCUAGAAACUGCAAUCGGGAAACUAAGAGCCAUAUCGUUGGGCCUUGGUGCAUCACUGGACCAUGAUUCACUCUCUGUGCUACCUAGGAUUUGUCCAUUGUUGGAACGUGUGAUUCUUACUUUUCAGCAGGUGGUUUCGGAUGGCACUGUAAGAAGUUUACUGGGAUCUUUGAAGUAUUUGCAAGAGUUGCAGUUAGUCUGCUGUCUCGGUGAGUUGACAUCAUAUAGCUUUGAGAUAGGUAUGCCAAUGCUGAGGAUACUAAGGCUAGAGUGGGUAACUCCGUGGAUGACAAAUCGUGAUUUGGUUAUUCUGACACAAAACUGUUCCAACUUAGUUGAACUUUCGCUUUCUGGUUGUAAACUUCUUGAUUCAGAUUCACAAGAAAUUAUCUCAUCAGGAUGGCCAGGUUUGACAGUUAUCCAUUUGGAGGACUGCGGAAAAGUCACGGCGAAUGGUGUUUCUUCCUUUUUUAAUUGCAAGGCUGUUGAAGAUCUGUUAUUAAAGGCACAACGGUCAAGGCAUUGGGAGGAACUUUAUAGUCCAUGCUGCUUCACAGCUUCCACUGCUCCGUAAACUGGCUUUGGAUUUGUGUGACGCAUGCGAUGGCGGGUUUGAGAGCCCAAGUCAUGCUGAGAGGUUCUUCCUGAGCAAUGUGAGAAUUAGUUGCUGCAAGUCUCAGAGGUGUGGGUUUGUGUUUAUGGAGAAGAAGGCCUUCAAGCCAGUGCACAAGGAGACCAUAGUUUUGGAGUGGAAUCAGAAAGAGCUAAGAACUACACUAGUUAAAGAAAGAAUAUAAGAGUUGAACACAACAAACAGAGGCAAUGUCAUGUGGGCAGCACGCCAAUGAUCUUAUUCACGGUGAAACAAGCCAAUGAAGCUUUAUUAUUGAACAAACAAAAAAUAAAACAAUGGUGUCCGUGCAAAGAACAAAAACAAACAAGUUUGUUGAGAUGGAACAAGUUUGAAUGAGUACA
Messenger RNA from Dioscorea cayenensis subsp. rotundata (Guinea yam), 3129 nucleotides. RefSeq names its product BTB/POZ domain-containing protein FBL11. The transcript is spliced from 19 exons. Gene Ontology annotation, cellular component: SCF ubiquitin ligase complex. Bases 26 to 2728 code for a protein of 900 amino acids. Lineage: Eukaryota; Viridiplantae; Streptophyta; Magnoliopsida; Dioscoreales; Dioscoreaceae. Gene Ontology annotation, molecular function: protein binding. Gene Ontology annotation, biological process: SCF-dependent proteasomal ubiquitin-dependent protein catabolic process. The record is from RefSeq and is a predicted model, not a curated record.